AUGGAUUUUUUAUAAGACCCUAAAGGAGAUAGAUAAGUAAAUACAAUACCAACCCCACCUCAUAGACCAUUAAGUGAAGAGUUAUUGUUUAUAGAUGACAAACCAAACUGGAAACUAUUAAAAGAACAUCUUUUCAAGGAGGGAAGAAUAACAAAGAACUAAUUAUUGAGAAUAGUAGAUAUGUGCAAUUAUCAUUUAAAAAACGAAGGUAACGUGAUUUAUGUGGAUGAUCCGCUUACUCUUGUUGGAGACAUUCAUGGACAAUAUUAUGAUUUGAUGAAAAUUCUUGAAUUAGGAGGGGAUCCAGAAUAAGGAAAAUAUGUAUGAGUAUUUGUGUAUUUACAUGUUUUUUUAGGUGAUUAUGUUGACAGAGGGUCAUUUUCAAUAGAAGUAGUGGUUUUAUUGUACGCAAUGAAGAUAUAUUAUCCUACAAGAGUGUUCCUUCUUAGAGGAAAUCAUGAAUGCAAAUAAUUAACAAGUUACUUCAAUUUUAGAGAUGAAUGUUUAUAUAAAUAUGACCAAGAAGUCUAUGAAGCCAUUAUGGCAUCUUUCGACAAUAUGCCUUUAGUGGCUUUAAUAAAUAACAAAUUCUUAUGUUUACAUGGAGGCAUAUCUCCAGAUCUAAAAUCAGUAUAAAUAGAAUAAAAUAUAAUUAGUUAGCAGAUGUUGAAAGAAUAGAUAGAUUCAGAGAACCACCAAAGGCAGGAUUGUUUUGUGAUAUAUUAUGGGCCGACCCAGUUGAAAAUGAAGAACUUUAUGAUGAAAUUCAUUAUAGAGGCAAUGAUACUAGAGGAUGCAGUUGGUUUUUUGGAGAAAAGGCAGUCUAACCAUUCUUAGAUAAUAAUAAGUUUAUCUGUUUAAUAAGAGCUCAUGAAGCUUAAUUAGAAGGGUAUAGAUUGUACAAAUACAAUGAAAAAAUAAAAGAAUUUCCUCAAGUAUUGACUAUAUUUAGUGCUCCUAAUUAUUGUGAUGUCUAUAAUAAUAAGGCAGCUAUCUUAAAAUUUGAAAAUUGUACACUUAACAUAUCUCAAUUUGGUUAUUCUUAACAUCCUUAUUUAUUACCUCAUUUUCUUGAUAUUUUUUCAUGGUCAAUACCAUUUGUUACUGAAAAAGUAACAGAGAUGCUUAAUUAUGUAUUACAACCAAGACCUGGUGAGAAGAUUGAAGAUUCAGAUAAGGAAAUACAAAAUGCUAAAGUGAUUUCAAAUUAAUAAACAUUGGGAUAACCAUCAUCAAACAAUCGUCCAUUAGGCAAAUUACAAUAAAUGACAUAAAAAUAAAUUGAUAUUACCAAAUCAAAAAUCUCAUUUGUUUCCAAAAUGAUGAAAAUGCAAACUGUACUCAGGUAAGAAAGAGAAAAUAUAAUAAAACUUAAAGGCUUAUGUCCGGAUAAACGUAUUCCUAGAGGAGUCUUAUUAUAAGGAGCUGAAGGAAUAAAAGAUGCACUUGAACAUUUCAAUACAACUAGGGCUGCUGAUAGAAUCAAUGAAAAAUGGCCAGAAACUAAAUGA
Paramecium pentaurelia is the source of this 1511-nucleotide messenger RNA. The record is from the annotation of a GenBank genome assembly. Lineage: Eukaryota; Ciliophora; Oligohymenophorea; Peniculida; Parameciidae.